Capsella rubella is the source of this 667-nucleotide messenger RNA. RefSeq lists its product as uncharacterized. The coding region runs from base 152 to 514 and encodes 120 amino acids. Gene Ontology annotation, cellular component: cytoplasm. The record is from RefSeq and is a predicted model, not a curated record. The transcript has 7 exons. Lineage: Eukaryota; Viridiplantae; Streptophyta; Magnoliopsida; Brassicales; Brassicaceae. Gene Ontology annotation, molecular function: protein phosphatase inhibitor activity.
CACAUCAUCUCUCCUUUAUAUUUCAUUUCACAUUUCUCAAGAUCUCCCCAUUGACAACAACGACGAACUCAGAGGGAGCCAUAUCAAUCCUCUUCUUCUUCCUCUUCCUCCUGCAUAUUUUUGGUUUUGGUGGCGUUGAGACAUCAUCAUAAUGUCUAGCGCAGGGGAUGUGAAAGACCAAUCAGUGGAAGGAAACCUCACCAAUGAGGCUGAGAAGUCAAUGCCAUCAUCACAGCAGGAGGAGGCUGCUGUAAAGAAGAAGUAUGGAGGGCUCAUGCCAAAGAAACCACCACUCAUUUCCAAGGAUCAUGAGCGAGCAUACUUUGACUCAGCUGACUGGGCUCUUGGAAAGCAAGGUGUUGCGAAGCCAAAGGGACCCCUUGAAGCUCUUCGUCCAAAAUUACAGCCAACACAGCAACAGACGCGUUACAGGAAGUCUCCAAUGACUCCAUCUGAGGGUGGUGAAGAUGGAGGAGCUGCUCAGGCUGAGGGAGGUUCAGGCAAUGAGGCGUAGAGAGAUUAUGUAUGAAACCUCUUGUGUAAGAAUUCUGUUAUAAUCAGAUAUUUGCUGUCCAUUUAAAACAUCAGAAAUAUGGCUUUCACUAAAUCUUACUUGAUCGCAUUACGGCAGCUUUGAAAAUGAUAGUUUAGCCCUUUCGGUCUGGAA